CACUAAAUAACCUCAAAUUUUCAGCUGCGUUUUCUUCAAGAGCAGCAAUGGCGCUCUCCUCUGCUUUCAGAGAGAGGCUUCAACACAUGGAACAGACCAGAGAUGAACGCCUCUCUCAUCUCCAGGCAGAGAGAGAAUUGCAAAGAAACAAGUCUCAGGUUUUAGCUUUUAAGCUCGAGAACAUUCGAUCCAUGGAGCGAAGGUGCUUGAUUCUUGAUCGACAGAUCGCGUUGCAAAACUUCAAGAUCUCAGCCCUCAAAUCCGAAGUCGAGAGCCUUGACUCUAAAUAUGAAGCUAUUUCACAAGAACUAAGGGUUUUAAAUAGUGAGGUGGAGGAGCUUGAGGAAUUUGAGGAAGACAAACAGAGGUUUUAUGACUUGAAAACUUUUGAGAUGAAAGAAUUUAAGCAAAAUGUGGAGAAUUUUAAAGCAGAAUGUGGAGGGCGAGUUGAAGAAUUGAGAGUGAGAGUAAAUGAGCUCAAGUCAACGUUAACCAAACUUCAAAGUAGUAAUGGGUCCUUGAAUAAUCUUGAGAUAGCUGCUGCUGAAACAAGCAAGGCCGAACUUUUAGCCAUGAAAGAAAAGUUGACUCAAUCAAUUUGUGUUAAUUACCAAAUGAAAGCACAUCUCCAAAAGCAGCUUCAGGAUAUGUUGAUUACUGGAAGUCCAGCUGAAGUUUAACUUCUCUUCAUCUUAGGUUUGCAGAAAAUGAAGGUGUAAACGCUGCAGAUUAAUGGAAAAACUUUCCAAAGAAGCCUGGUCCAUGGCCUAUGUUACCACCUGAAUGAAGACCGAGGAGUAUGAUUAAAUUUCAGAAUAUAAACUAGAAAA
This is a messenger RNA of Carica papaya (papaya), 830 nucleotides long. RefSeq names its product cytomegalovirus UL139 protein. The record is from RefSeq and is a predicted model, not a curated record. Lineage: Eukaryota; Viridiplantae; Streptophyta; Magnoliopsida; Brassicales; Caricaceae.